Molecule: messenger RNA, 4420 nt
Organism: Chara braunii
Lineage: Eukaryota; Viridiplantae; Streptophyta; Charophyceae; Charales; Characeae
Source: the annotation of a GenBank genome assembly
CGGCAGCUGAACUCAGCAAGUGGGAAGAGGAGGAAGCCGCCCGCCAGCAGGAAAUACAACACCAGCUGGCAGAGGCAGAGGCAGCACGUCAGCAGGCCGCAGCAGAUGCUGCAGCAGCCGCACGGUUGCAACAGCAGCAGGUCGAGGCACCAAGCUCGUUACCAAGCCACGAUGGACCUUGCACACGACGAAGCCACAUAUAGCAGGUUACUUCGACGACAACAUUUCCAAGAAACCGAAGAACGAGAAGAGCCGACCGAGGAAGAAAGUAACAAGGAAGGUACAGCAGUACUGAUGGAGAAUCUGAUGUACACGUGCAAUUGGCAGCAACGUGAACUGCUGGCCAUGCGGCAGGUCUUCAUCCGCCAUGAAACAACAUUCAAGGCAUUGGACAAGAAGAUCGCGACCCUGCUGGCCGAGAUCAGCACACUACACGCCGUCAUCAGCCAGCAGCAGACACUCAAUGACCAGCUGCAGACCGAUGUCAGCAUGGGGUUGGCACAACCGUCAGCAGCUGCGUCAACGGGCAGUGCAGUGGUAGACUGCAGCCCAGCUUUGGCUGCGCAGGCCAAGCAACUCGAAGAGCGGAUCAACCGCGCGGUGGCAUCCCUCAACGACAUCAGCAAGUUUGCUGGAGCAUCGACAGUCAGCAAUCAGCUGCAGACGCUCAGCGACCGCGUUGAGCAACGACCAGCCGCUGCCGCCAAGGAAUGGAAGAUGCCGAACUUCAAGAUCGAGAAGUUCGAUGACUAUCACAAGACUGAUCCGCUGAAAUGGUGGAUGGCUUCCAACGCGGAGGCGGAUGUACAUCACACCCCCGCACAUCGGCGGCUUGACGCACUCUACCUCCAACUCAUCGGAGGGGUGCAGGCUUUUAUGACACACAUGGCCGUCACGUUGGAAUGCACCAUCGCCAACCUCCACACUAAGAUUACGUGGGAGGAAUUCGAGAAGAAAUGGAAGAUCCGGUUCAUGGUCAACAACGACAAACGGCACGCCAUGAACAAGAUCUUCUGCAUAUACCCAGGCCAGCAAACGUCAUGGGAAUGGCUGACGGAGUGGCAAAGACUCGUCGCCACCCCGGAGUUGAACUUACCGUUCGACUCAAUCCGGGCCGAGUUCUUCGCCCGGUCAUGCGACGCCUUGACAGCUGCUUUGGGCAGCGAAUUCCAGUAUGAGACCUUUGAUGACAUGAUAUCAAAGGCAAGGGAGCUCAUACAAGCAUGCGAGGCCGUGUCUUUCGACAUAUUGGACACCAAGUUCGAUAUGAUUUUAGGCAUGUCGUGGCUGCAAAGCGAAGACCAUCCAGUGAACUUCCAUCGACGCACCGUUCACGUUUGUGAUCAGCGUGGCGAACUAGUCCCGUGUACGGUGCCGCUUCCUCAUCCUUCGAUUGGUUGUCACGUGGUAUCCGCGGCGAGCAUUCGCCAAUCCAUCCGGCGGAACGACAUCGAGGAGAUGGGCAUAUGUUUUUUUCAUGCCCUCCCACCCGGUGAUCAGCCCAAGAUGGAUACGUCGGACCCACGCAUCAUUGAGUUGUUGGACAACUAUGAGGAUGUCUUCCAAGCUCCCGCCGGAGUCAUACCGGAUCGGCCCAUACGCCACGGGAUCACUCUUGAGGACGGCGCCGUACCUCCACGCGGAUGUAUCUACCGCAUGAGCGAAGAGGAACUUCAAGUGCUUCGGGCACAACUAGACGACCUCUUGGCCAAGGGCUGGAUUCGCCCUAGCUGUUUGCUGUACGGUGCUCCCGUUCUCUUCGUCUGGAAGAAGAACAAGGACCUUCGUUUGUGCACUGACUAUCGGAAACUUAACGCGCAAACGAUCAAGAAUGCCUGCCCUCUCCCUCGGGUCGAUGAUCUUCUCGAGCGACUAGGCGGCGCCAAGUACUUCUCAAAGCUUGACCUCAAGUCCGGAUGCCACCAGAUCGAGAUCCAGCCAAGAGAUCGGUACAAAACCACAUUCAAGACGCGGUAUGGGCUCUUUGAGUGGAUCGUCAUGCCUUUUCGUCUCACCAAUGCCCCGACUAAUUUCCAAGCGGCUAUGACGGCGGAAUUCCGCGACUUGCUCGACCGCACCGUACUCAUUUACCUUGAUGAUAUCUUGGUUUAUAGCCAGACGCUGGACGUGCACCUCGAGCAUCUUCGUGCCGUAUUGGAGCGGCUCCGUAUCGCCAAGUACAAGGCGAACCGCGACAAGUGCGAGUGUGCCCAGCAAGAGCUGGAGUACUUAGGCCAUUACGUUACGCCGCAAGGCAUUCGUCCGCUCGCGGACAAGGUACAAGCCUUUCAAGAUUGGUCGUACCUCAAGUGUACUACUGACAUCCGCUCCUUUCUCGCCUUAGCAUCAUACUACAUGCGCUUCGUCAAAGGAUUUCAACGCAUCGCUGCACCAUUGUCGCGACUUCAGUCCCCCUUGGUGCCCUUCGAGUUCAGCGACGAAGCCCGGCAUGUGUUUCACACGCUGAAGACGACUUUGCUUCAAGCUCCCGUCUUAAGCAUCUAUGACCCGACCUUGCCUACUAAAGUGACUACGGAUGCUUCCGGCUACGACAUUGGCGCGGUUUUGGAACAGCAUGAAGGCACAGACUGGCAUCCGGUUGAGUACUUCAGCCAAAAGUUGCCGCCCAUCAACAGUCUUGAUGAUGCGAGGAAGAAGGAACUGCUAGCUUUUGUCACCGUACUUGAGCGUUGGCGUCACUUUCUCCUCGGGCGUCGGCGAUUCACGUGGGCAACGGACAACAAUCCGUUGACGUAUUACAAGAUGCAAGACACGGUGAGCAGCACGAUCGGUCGAUGGAUGUACUUCAUUGACCAGUUCGACUUCACCUCCAAGCACAUUCCAGGCUCCUCGAACAAGGCAGCGGAUGCUCUCUCGCGAAGACCUGAUUUUUGUGCCUUGGUGCACUCGACAUUCGGCCUCGAUGAGAACCUGCAACAGCAUUUCAUAAACGGCUACAAGGCGGAUCCGGGAUUAUCCACACUCUAUUCGGACUUAUCAUCGGAUCACCCGCCGGCAAGCAACUAUCGCAUUGUCGACGGCUACUUGCUUCUUCAUAUACGAGGCAAGGACUUGUUGUGUGUUCCCCAAGACCGCAUCUUGCGCACUCGCCUCCUUGGCGAAUACCACGAUUCGUGGCUGGCGGGACACCUUAGCGUCGCACGCACACUAACACGACUCCGCCAGCGAUCUCACUGGUCGAACAUCAUCAGCGACAUCAACCGGUACAUUCAGUCAUGUGCAGUUUGCCACCGGAACAAAGGGCGCCAUCAGGUCCCGUACGACGAACUGAAACCAUUGCCGAUUCCUCGGGAACCGGGUCUCUCCAUUGCUAUGGAUGUGACCGGCCCUUUCCCUCGCGAUCGCCUUGGCCAUGACGGUAUUCUCACGGUCGUUGACCAUUUGAGCAAGUACGCUCGAUUUCUUCCAUGCAAGCAUCAUGCGACGGCUCCUGAGCUCGCACGACUUUUGCAUACCGGCUGGUUUUGUAGCCACGGUGUUCCGGAAGACAUCGUCAGCGACCACGACACUUGUGUCAUGUCGGCCUUUUGGACGACACUCAUGGUGGAAUUCGGCACCAGCAUGAAACCAAGUUUCGCACGGCAUCCUCAAACGGAUGGGCAAACGGAACGUGCGCACCAGACUGCGCAGAUGAUGCUCCGCACACUCAUCCGCCCGGAUCAGAAGGAUUGGGUUGACCGCCUUCCCGACAUCGAGUUCGCCUACAACACUUUGGUGCACCUGGCGAUUGGCGUGACUCCAUUCAAGUUGCACCACGGUGGACGGAAAGGACGUAUCUUCGCAGACAUUUUGCUUCCACGGCCUGCCGAUAUCGACGCCGCUUGCUCCCCCGCUUCUACACGGAAGUAUAGGGAACUGCUGGCCAAAGCCCGCGCAAACAUGCAAAAGGCUCAGGUCCGUAUGCAGCAGCAAGCGAACCGGCGUCGCAUCCCAUGUCCAAUACGCGUUGGCGACCUAGUUUGGGUCACCUCCGAGGAAUUCGCGCUCGAGCAGCACGUCUCGCGCAAGCUCCUCCCUAAGUGGUUUGGACCAUGGAAGGGCACUUCAGCAGCUGGCGACGACCCCGCGGGUCCAUCUUUCAUCAUUGAGAUUCCCCCGCAUUUGACGGUCCACCCGAUAUUUCACGCUUCAAAGCUGGCGGUCUACACUCCAGCCUCCGCAGCGGAUUCCCGGGCAGACGAUCACAGGACCCUCCUGCUAUGGAUGAUCAUCAGGAGGUCGACCGCGUUCUCACGCAUUGCAAACAUGGCAACAAGCCUAUGCAGUACAAAGUUACAUUUAAGCAAUGGGAUCCGGACGACACACGCUGGAUUUCAAGAGCUGACCUGAAGGCGACAACACCCCUCAUCUUCGCGCAUUACGAAAAACAGCGACUUGCUAAGGAAGCUGCCCAACCUGC